AUUGUAUGUUACAUCAUUAUAAGAAAGCUCCACCAUCAGAACUUGGGAGCACAAAAGUCUGAAAAUCGAUAAGAAAUUCGUAUAAAAAGACAGUUUUAUAAUCUCUUUAACCUGCAAUCAAAUUAAGAAAAUAAUUAGAAUACAAAGAUGGAUGUGUUUAUGAUGAUAAGAAGAAAGAAAACGACAAUCUUUACAGAUGCAAAAGAUACAACGACUGUACUGGAACUUAAAAAAAUGAUCGAAGGCAUCCUUAAAGUUGCUCCAAAAGAUCAGCGCGUUUACAACAAGGAUAAUACACUUAUGGAUGAUGAUAAGCAAUUAUCGGAGUAUGGAAUUACAAUGUUGACAGCAAAAGCCCAACAACCAGCAGUUUUAGGACUCGCCCUUCGCAUUGAUCACGAAUUUGAGCCGCUUGAGAUGUGUCCUUACUCCCAACCACCCGAUCUUCCCGAAGUUAUGAAAAAUCAGGACGGAGCUAAUGGGGAGCAAGCCUAAGAUAAUUUCAAGUUGAGUUUUUUAUCAAUCAUAAACACAAACACACAUCCUGUCAUCGUAAAGAUCGCGCUUUCAUCUUUUUCACUCUUGCACCGGCUGAAAAAUAAAAGAAAUGAAAAUUAAAGAAAAAAAACGAGUGGGUGGAAAAGACGUGUUAUAAUUUAUUAUUAAUUACUACUCUCUGUUGCGAGCUGGGACUAAAGUCAAAUUGAUGUUUGCCUUAAUUUAUUUCCUGAUAAAAAAGCUCGAUGAUGUUGAGCUUAUUGUGAAAGAUUCUUAAGUUAUUUUUUUUCCAAGAACGUUUCAACUCCAACAAAAAAGUUUUUCUUUUAUAAAUUUCUUUCUUUUUUAUUUGUGAGAAAACUUUCCUAAUAAAAUAGAUUGUAAUAAAUGA
Molecule: messenger RNA, 889 nt
Organism: Clunio marinus
Lineage: Eukaryota; Metazoa; Arthropoda; Insecta; Diptera; Chironomidae
Source: the annotation of a GenBank genome assembly